CGUGACUAAGUAAAUGUUUUGACUAGGGGCCAAUUCGAAAACUUCAAUCUUCAAUAUUUCGAAAACGGAGGAAGGUAUCGAAAACUUUUACUUAUUAUUUUAGUCCUAUCUUGGGCCAUUGUGCCCAAAUCCGUCAUCAGAUCGCGGGCACACGUAAAACGCAACGAAAUACAAGUUUUGAAUGUGGGCCAAUUCGAAAACUUCAACCUUCGAUAUUUCGAAAACAAAAGGAGAUUUCGAAAUAUUCCUCUUUUUAUUUUAGUCGUCUUUUAGGCCAUUAUACGAGAAUCCAUCAUCAAAUCGUGGGGUCACGGAAACCAUAAUCGUGCUCUACUAGUUUCCGCAGAUCCGCAGUGGUUGUAUUAGGUAAGUUCCGUUUAGGGUUCACGAGGCUCGCGAAGUCUUCCGUUUGGCGUCUAAUAGCUGCGUUCCUUUCCAUCUAAUAGUUGCGUGCGGUAUGGCGCCCGCGAGCUUGACAAAGCCAACUUGACGAUGACGUCGAAUAACAUUUCCUUUGCUUUUCAACUUUUAAUUGUCAAAACGAAAUUUUGAGAAGGUAAUUAUUGAGCAAAUACUUUAUGUUAACCUUCUACGUGACCGUUCUACGUGAUCAGGAAAAUCGCCUCGACUCCUCGAGCAAUCACAAAUUCAAACAAGCAAACAAACAGUACUUUGUGUAAUUUAACAGCGAGCAAAACGCGCUUGUCGUCGCGGACCUUGCGAGGCUCGCGAGCGCCAAAGGGUUCAAGUAUUGAAUAUCAACAUUCCAAGCCCAUGUCGUAUUUGUGUCAUACUGUAUAAACUAAGCAUUGCGAAGUAACUUGUUCGGUCGUAAGGUGGUUAUUUAGUAGAAAUAAUCUACAGAUUUAUGAGAGCAUUCGGUUUGACUAAUGUCCUUUGAAUGUUCUCAUCGAUAAAGUAAUAGCUGGAUUGGAUUAGAAUUUCUGGGAUUCAGUGCGGAUAUAUGUGGCAAGAGUAGGACGUUUCGACGUUAUAAAUUUAGAUAUAUUAAAUCAACUCUUAUAGAGCAAAUGGAGAAGAUUCCAAUCUUCAACAGUGUUGAAGAUGAGUGCCGAUAUUGGAAGGAAAGAGCAAAAUUUUAUUAUAAAGAGUGGACUGAUACUAAACAGGAGUUCGAUGAGUAUGUGGAGGACUCAAAACAGCUGGAAGCGGAAAUGGAAGCGACUGCAGAACAGAAGGAAAACGUUAUAAGGGACUUACGAAAACAAAUUACUUUUCAUGAAAAUGAAUGCGAAUCUUUCAGAGUCAAAUUGGAAUCAAUUGCAUUGGAAUUUAAAAAUGCCGAAAAACAGUUGAUGAGCGCACAAGUAGAAAAGGAGAACAUGAAAAAAUAUUUAAGACAGUUAGAGCAGCAAAACGAUGACCUGGAACGAGGGUAUAGAAUUUUGAGUGAAAGCAUUGCAGGUGUUAAAACUGAUCUUGACAAGGCAUAUGAGAAAAAUGCCCUUCUGGAAAUAGAAGUUGAUGAAAAAGAAUUUCUCCAAGAAAAAUUACAACGACUUAUGGACGAAACGAGAGAUCUAAAGCAAGAACUACAUGUGAAAGAUAGAUUACCUUGUAUGAAUAGAAACAGCUUAUCUGAUUUGAUAUAUACCGAUGAUACAGUCAACGUAGUUGAAGCAAACUCUCAAGGUGGCGCGCAUACACGAUCAUUAAAACUAUACGGAAUUGAGGAUAUUCCUUUAUGCUUGAAAUGGAUAGUACCUCCUGAUAAUACACUGAAUGGCAAUGUUCUAUCUGCAAGUUCCAGAACAACAGCGUUAAAUAUUGUAGCUGAUAUGCUACGGAAACUUAAUGCAUGGAGGCGUUCGUCGAACGGUUCCCAUAGAUUAGAAAUGAAAUGAAUGAAAACAUGUUUUUCUGAUACACAAAUCUCUAUCAGGCAAUGGAAUCAAAACUAAAGGAUUAUCGAGAACAUGUCCCGGGUCCUAGGCAAUGAUAUUAUCUGCUUGAUGUCAAUAAACUGGUAAUUUUGGCUAAUCUAUACCAGCUCUUUAUUGAAAUUAAACAAAUUGUGAAAAAGACUAAUACUAGCUGUCGGUCGUCUAGUACAAUUUCCAAUUGAAUCUUGGAGAAAUGUAUGAUAUUUUAAACGCGCAUGUGUGAAGUUUAUACAGCAUUCAAUACAUAUUUAUUAAAUAUAGAGAUUGCGCCUUAAAAAAGAUUACGUUAUAUCAAUGAGACUGUGAAUGCAAAUGCCUGCAGAUUGCACACUACUGACCUUAAAGAGUAUAGAAGUUAAAACGUAAAAUGAGCAUUUUGAAUGCGUCCUUUUUUUCUCGACAGCUGCGAUUAUUAUAUAUUAUUUAAUUAUAACUUCCAUCGUCCACAUAUUCGCAAA
Hermetia illucens (black soldier fly) is the source of this 2362-nucleotide messenger RNA. It is a transcript of the gene nudE, whose product is annotated as nuclear distribution protein nudE homolog. The coding region runs from base 1032 to 1865 and encodes 277 amino acids. NCBI's taxonomy places the organism in Eukaryota, Metazoa, Arthropoda, Insecta, Diptera, Stratiomyidae. The record is from RefSeq and is a predicted model, not a curated record. Gene Ontology annotation, biological process: chromosome segregation; centrosome localization; microtubule nucleation. Gene Ontology annotation, molecular function: microtubule binding. Gene Ontology annotation, cellular component: kinesin complex; kinetochore; centrosome. The transcript has 9 exons.